Messenger RNA from Aureobasidium pullulans EXF-150, 1203 nucleotides. RefSeq lists its product as uncharacterized. The record is from RefSeq and is a predicted model, not a curated record. Bases 35 to 1168 code for a protein of 377 amino acids. NCBI's taxonomy places the organism in Eukaryota, Fungi, Ascomycota, Dothideomycetes, Dothideales, Saccotheciaceae. Gene Ontology annotation, cellular component: endoplasmic reticulum tubular network. The transcript has 2 exons. Gene Ontology annotation, biological process: endoplasmic reticulum tubular network organization.
GCUUUUGCAUAUCCAUGCAUCUCUCAUAGCAAUAAUGGUUUCAUUCUGGCCCUUCAAGGGUCACGACUCUACCUCGGCAGCGUCAUUCGAAAAGCUGCUGUCUGCCCUCUCGUCCAAGAUCAACAAAGAGAGCGCUCACAAUGAUCGCCUGCGCCAGAGACAACGUCGCUACAAGGUGCUAUGGACGCUAUAUACCACUUUUGCCUACAUCCUCGCCGCUGCUAUCCUCAUCCUCGUCACCGGCCUACCGAACUGCUCCGCCAUAGAGUACACCGGUCUUGCCGCCUCACCACUCCUCAUCUACGGCGUAAGGACUGGUCUUGACGCAUACUUCAACUACCGCCUCUCGUCAUCGCAGAACUACCUGAACGGAUUGAACAAGCAACGCGACGAUGCUAUCACAAAGCUCAAGGAAGCCACAAAGUACAACUCGACCCAGCAACUGCUCGACAAGUAUGGCGGCUCCACUCCCACAAAGUCUCCUCAGCAAAAGAAGCCACAAGACACUCCCACGAAGAAGCCCCAGCCUUCUUCAGUCAGACGUACAGGACUGCCUCCACCACCCACAGCAAACAUUCCUGGACGCCAACUCCCCCCAUCAUUCAACCCCAUGACCCCACCUCAGCAAGGUGCACAGUUCCAACCUCUUCCCCCUCAGCAACAACAACCUACACAACCUCAACCAGACCCCCAAGCCGAGUUCGCACCAAAUGCAUUCACAGCACCCGCUCCCCGUCAUACAGAGUCGUACGCUUCCUCAGGCCCCAGAUGGUACGAUCGCAUCCUCGACGUCGUUCUCGGCGACGACGAAACCCUACCCAAAAACCGCAUCGUUCUCCUCUGCCGCAAAUGUCGCCUCGUGAACGGCCAAGCCCCACCGGGUACCAGAAGUUUGGAAGACUUGGGCGCGUGGAGAUGUAAAGAAUGUCAUGCCUUGAAUGGACAAGAGUCGGAAGCCAAGGCAAUGAUUAGGGAAAUUGCUGGCGAGUCAAAGGUCGACGAUAGCAAGCCGAAAGAGAUGCAGGAGGCUUCUGGUGCUGAACCGUUGGCCGAUAAAGAUGAUAUUGAGGCGGACAGUGAUAGCGAGCAAGACGCCGUGGACGAGGACAGCCUCAGGGAGACGCCUGCUGCCUCUACUAGAAGUAAGGUCAGACAGCGCAAGAAGUAGCGGAUCUUCUCAUCCAUUCAUCACUAGCAUAACGG